This is a messenger RNA of Eutrema salsugineum, 3423 nucleotides long. RefSeq lists its product as uncharacterized. Gene Ontology annotation, molecular function: DNA helicase activity. NCBI's taxonomy places the organism in Eukaryota, Viridiplantae, Streptophyta, Magnoliopsida, Brassicales, Brassicaceae. The coding region runs from base 1 to 3423 and encodes 1140 amino acids. Gene Ontology annotation, biological process: DNA repair; telomere maintenance. The record is from RefSeq and is a predicted model, not a curated record. The transcript has 12 exons.
AUGGUGAAAGCUUUCCGUUCUUACAAGGAUAUGUUUCAUGUUGAUCAGCCAGAAGACAAUGCCAAGUUGGUAUUGGUAGCAAAUAGAAAUAAGGACGCACGCACUCAUAACAUGCCUACGUCAUCCGAAGUUGCUGCUCUAAUACCAGGAGAUUUCCCUGAAGGAAUGGAUAAACGAGAUAUUGUGUUAGAAACAAUAGAAGGAAAGCUAAGGAGGAUUAGUGAGCUAUAUGUUGGGUAUCUCACACUUCAAUACCCUCUGUUGUUUCCUUAUGGUGAAGAUGGUUUUCAGGUUGGUAUUGAAGAUGGAUUUGACGAUGGAAAAGAACGCAAAAGGAAAACGAUUAGCAUGAGAGAGUUCUAUGCCUUUCACAUACAAGAUAGGUUAUUGGAAUCUCAAGCAGUUAUUCGGUCUAAACGUCUGUACCAGCAGUAUUUGGUGGAUGUUUAUACUAUGAUUGAGUUUAUCCGUCUACGUUACCUCAGGAAAAACCAGAAAAAACUUCGAUCUGAUAAAUAUGUCAAUCUGGAGAAAGUUGCUAACGAUGGCAACUCUGAUCUAUCUAACAAUGGCAAAAGAAUAUUGAUACCUGCGUCUUUUACAGGUGGUCCACGAUACAUGAAUAACAACUACUUGGAUGCAAUGGCAAUUUGUAAACAUUUUGGUUUUCCAGAUUUGUUUAUAACAUUUACUUGCAAUCCAAGUUGGCCAGAGAUUGUUAGGUAUACAAAAAAACGAAAUCUGAAGCCAGAGGACAGACCAGAUAUUUGUUGCAGAAUUUUCAAAAUGAAGCUAGAGAGUUUGAUGUCUGAUUUGACAGAGAAGAACAUAUUUGGAAAAAGUGUUUGCGGAAUGUAUACUAUUGAAUUUCAGAAAAGAGGACUCCCUCAUGCACAUAUAUUGCUGUGGAUGGCUCAGAAACACAAAUUCCCAACCCCGGAAGCGAUUGACGAAGUAAUAUCUGCAGAGAUACCCGAUAAAGAUACUGACCCUUACCUAUACGAAGUUGUUAAAAAAAAACAUGAUUCAUGGUCCAUGUGGAGCGAUCAACAAGAGUUCACCAUGAAAACAGAUGCGUUUGUUGAAAAAAACGGAUUGAAGAUUGACAACAGUUUCGUUGUUCCAUAUAACCGGGAACUAUCUCUUCGUUACAGAGCUCAUAUUAAUGUGGAGUGGUGCACUCAAGCCAGGUCUAUCAAGUAUGUUUCUGCAUGUGAAGCUGCUUGGCGUUUACUGGCUUUCUUAAUUCAUUUCCGAACUACACCUGUGGAGAAACUAUAUUUUCAUCUUGAGAAUGAGCAGUCUGUGCUUUAUGAUGAUGAUGAUCCAGUUGAGACAGUACUUAAUCGUAGAUCAAUCCAAACAUCUAUGUUCCUUGCGUUUUUUGAAGCUUGCAAUAAAUAUCCUGAAGCAGAGGAUCUAACCUACGCAGAGUUUCCCACUAUGUUUGUUUAUGAUAGGAAGAAAAUUGAGUGGAAACCACGACAACAAAAAAAUAGAAUAGCUGUUGGGAGAUUAACUUAUGUCCCUGUGUCAUGUGGUCAGUUAUACUAUUUACGUGUUCUAUUGAACAUACGUAAGUGUCCUAAAGGGUUUAAUGAUCUAAAGACAGUAGAUGGUGUGUUAUAUCCAUCUUACAAAGAAGCCUGCUAUGCAAUGGGACUCUUAGAUGAUGACAAAGAAUAUAUAGAUGGUAUAACUGAAGCCAGCAAUUGGGGUACCGGAUUCUUUCUUAGAAGAUUGUUUGCGAUUAUGCUUCUUACUGAUUGCUUAAUAAAUCUCGGUGGGGUUUGGGAAGAGACAUGGCAUCUUCUUUCUGAAGAUAUUGUUUACAGGAGGAGGUCCGUAGAAAACAAUCCAGAUUUAACUCUUGAUGAUCAACAACUGAAAAACUUGACUUUGGAUGAUGUAGAAUCGAUAUUGCGAAGUAAUGGAAGCUCACUUGCUAACUACGAUGGCAUGCCUAUUCCAGAUAGUACCAAUCAUAAUCCCGCUAUUAAUAGGUUGCUAUUCGAUGAACGCAAUUAUGACAAAGCUGAAAUGGCUGCUAUUCAUGAUUCAAUGCUGCCUGGUCUGACUGAUGAGCAAAGGAAAGUUUUUUCAGAAAUUAUGGAAGCAGUUACUGAAGACAAGGGAGGUGUGUUUUUCGUUUACGGUUUUGGAGGGACAGGAAAGACUCAUCUAUGGAAAAUCCUUUCUGCUGCAAUUCGGUCUAAAGGACAAAUUUUUCUCAAUGUUGCAAGUACAGAUUUAGCAGAAUUAGUCGCUGAGGCAUCGCUGAUAAUAUGGGAUGAGGCUCCCAUGAUGAGUCGAUAUUGCUUUGAAAGUUUGGAUAGAAGUAUGCGUGAUAUUAUAAGACGCCAUGAAGAUAAACCAUUUGGGGGCAAAGUUGUUGUUUUUGGUGGGGAUUUUAGACAAAUACUGCCUGUUAUAAGUGGUGGAGAUCUUGAUGAAGGCGUUGCUCAGGAAAUUAAGAGUUUUUCUGAAUGGAUACUUAAAGUAGGUGAUGGAAAGAUUAAUCUACCAAAUACAGGUGAAGUGUCUAUUGAUAUACCAGAGGAGCUCCUAAUUAAACAAUGCGAUGAUCCUGUUAAUUCUAUUAUUGAAGCUGUAUACGGUCUUGGAUUUGAAGACCAAAACGACCCUAAUUUCUAUCAAGAUCGAGCUAUUUUGUGUCCCACAAAUGCGAUGUUUCCGUUAUCAACGAUCACAUGUGAGGAGAAGACAUAUUUAAGCUCUGAUUCAAUAGACCCAUCUGAUACAUCCAACCAGGAUAGUAGGGUACAUACUCCAGAUUUUUUGAAUAAUAUAAAGGUUUCUGGCUUGCCUAACCAUUCAUUGACGCUUAAAGUUGGGGCACCUGUUAUGUUAUUGAGAAACAUCGAUCCUAAGGGUGGUCUAUGCAAUGGAACAAGACUACAAAUUACUCAGCUAGCUGAUCAUGUGAUAGAGGCUAUUAUACUAACAGGUGAGACUCAUGGUCAGAAGGUUUUUAUUCCGAGAUUGAAUGUUUCCCCACCAGAAGAUCUGCAUCCCGGUCAAACGAACUGGACUAUAAGAGUUAAAGUCUUGAAGAAAUGGCAUGUCAAGCAUCCUAGCCAACGUCAUUCCUUGCAGUUUAUGUUGAUGGAUGAAGAGGCUGAAACUAUUCAAGCUUUUCUCUAUAUUCCCGAUUUGAUCAAGAGUUUCGACAUGUUAAUUGAAGAAGUUGAUCUCAUUGAUCCUAUCGAAGUUGACACUCCUCAUGGUUUUCUCAAAUUUUCUGAUGUUCUUGGUGGCAAAACUGAGCCUGGCAUUCCCAUCGAUAUUAUGGGUUUUGUUGUCAAUAUUGAGCCACUGGUCACAGUUACUGAUGAUUCUUACCCUGAAAGACAAGAUAAGAAAACCGCCAGCAUCUCUUUCACUAUCAAGGAUGAUAAGUAA